Molecule: messenger RNA, 1107 nt
Organism: Lotus japonicus
Lineage: Eukaryota; Viridiplantae; Streptophyta; Magnoliopsida; Fabales; Fabaceae
Product: probable carbohydrate esterase At4g34215
Exons: 2
Coding region: 61-867 (268 amino acids)
Source: RefSeq, a predicted model, not a curated record
ACACUUAUAUAAUAUCAAGUAUCCAAGAUUGAAAUUUUGUACUAUUUUUCAAGUCAAACCAUGGGACCUAUGUCUGUCCUGUCAUGGCUUCUGUGUGUUCUGGCAGCAGCCCGUUGUGGCGAAGGUGCUGUUAAAGACAUAUUCAUCCUGGCAGGACAGAGCAACAUGGCCGGGCGGGGCGGUGUUACCGAUGGGAAAUGGGACGGUAAUGUCCCACCGGAGUCCGCGCCCAGCCUACAGGUUUUGCGGCUGAGCGCGAGACUCCAGUGGGAGGAAGCCUGCGAGCCUCUGCACGCGGACAUUGAUGUCGGGAAGAGGUGCGGGGUUGGGCCUGGGCUGGCCUUCGCCAACGAGGUUGUCCGGUUGAGAGGUGGUGGUGGGCCGGUGCUGGGCUUGGUGCCUUGUGCAGUGGGAGGGACAGGGAUUGUGCAGUGGAGGCGGGGGUCGCGUUUGUACGGUGAGUUAGUGCGGCGAGCUAGUGAGUCCGUGAAGAAUGGUGGUGGCACGAUAAGAGCGAUUGUUUGGUAUCAAGGUGAGAGUGAUACGGUGAUAGAAGAGGAUGCUGACGCGUAUAAGCUUAGAAUGGAGACAUUUGUUACGGAUCUUCGCCAUGACCUGCAUCUUCCAUCUCUUCUUGUUAUCCAGGUCGCACUUGCAUCCGGGGAAGGCAAGUUUAUUGAGAAGGUAAGAAAUGCUCAAUUGGGGAUCAAACUAUCUAACGUGAAGUGUGUCGAUGCUAAGGGAUUGCGCCUCAAGGCAGAUAAUCUUCACCUUACUACCAUGUCUGAGGUUCACUUGGGUAUCCAAUUAGCUCAUGUCUAUCAAGCAUCCAUCAGACAUCAAUCUAACCAUACACAAGGUAGCUAGUUAGUUGAUUGUCCAUUUGAUUAUUUAACGUAUAGCUGUUGUUAGCUAAUCUUGAGAUAAGUAUAUACAUUUUCUAUCUCCCUGAUGGGUUUAAAAAAAAUCAAGUGUGGAAAGAAACUCCUUGAGAAGAGAAGGCUCAGGCUUUCUAGCGCACUAAUUCCUUACAUGAUUUAUACAACUGAACAUUCGGUAAUUAACUGAAAACUCUUGUGGGUGCACUUGCUCUUAACCCUUUGUGAA